AUGGUCCGUACACAAACAGCGACUCUCCCGGUCAUCACACUGCCCCGCGACAGCGUGCUCCUACCGGGGGUCGUCCAACGAGUCGCCGUUUCUUUCAACCGUCCCGACAUCGCUUCCUUACUCGCCGCCGUCUACACCCGCGCUGCUUCCAAGACACCGAAUGGCCGUAUCGACACCGUCCCGAUUGUCUGCAUCCCCCUCGCAUCCCCUCUAAUCGGCCCCGACGGACAACUCCUGAUCGAAGAUGCCGAGAACCCCGCUCCCGCACCUGACCGGGCUGAUGUCGACCCGGCAAAAGCCACCAAGGCCGACCUCUUCGGCUGGGGCGUCGCAGCAAAGAUAACUGGCGUGGAGGGGCGCGGCACGGGGGAGUUCACACUGCUAGUCGAGGGUGUUACCCGUGUGAAGGUGGAUAAGAUUUACAAUGACAAGGCAUACUUGGAGGGCAAAGUGGUAUACUUCCAGGAAGAGGGCAGCCGUCCCGACGCGACCCUCGAGGAGCUCUUCCAGCACCUGAAACUCCUGUCGAGGGAGCUCGUUGCCAUCCUCAGGCUGUCAUCCGUCCUCCCACGGUCAAGCGGCACCCCCGGGCUGUCGCCCUUGCUCGCCCGCCGGCUCGACCUCUUCAUUACGAGGCAGAAGGAGCCGGGCUCUCUUGCCGACUUCAUGGCCAACAUCGUCGAGAGCUCCUACGAGGAGAAGCUGCAGGUUCUGGCCCUGCUAGACGUGAAGGAGCGCGUUUCCAAAGUUAUCGAGCUGCUCGACCGCCAAGUCGGCAACAUCAAGAACAGCAUUAAAAUCAUGUCCGUUACCACCACGACACUACCCUUCGACUCGGACCCGAGCAAGAAAGAUAACGACGGGAUAAUCAGACCAAACAAGUCAAGGCAAGCCAAAUUCCGCACCCCCGGGGCGGGCAUGCUGCCACCUUCGGGAUUCGCGGGCAAGUCCGGUGGUGACCCCGAAGAGGAGGGGGAGGAAGAACCGAAUGAGUUAGACGAGCUGCAAAAGAAACUCGAUGAUGCAAAACUGUCCCCAGAGGCCGCUAAGGUCGCCGACAGGGAGAUCAAGCGUCUGAAAAAGAUCCACCCCGCCCAAGCCGAGUAUGCCAUCACGCGGACGUACCUCGAGACACUGGCCGAGAUUCCCUGGACGACCACCACCGAUGACCGCCUGGGACCUCAAACCCUCUCCAGGGCGCGGAAGCAGUUGGACGACGACCACUAUGGGCUCGAGAAUGUCAAGAAGCGCCUCUUGGAAUACCUUGCCGUCCUCAGGCUGAAGCAGUCCAUCAACGAUGAUGUCGAUGCGCAGAUCAAGAAGGCCGAGGAGGAGAUUGGUGCAGUCGAGACAGCGAGCAAAGAGGAGAAAACGGAAGUUCCCGCACCGGACCCAAGCGCAGAUGAGAGAAUUAAGGCCAGCGGCGCCAAGUUGGAGGUCCUGAGAAGCAGGCGUAUGGUGGACAAGUCGCCGAUUCUGCUGCUUAUUGGGCCCCCGGGUGUCGGGAAAACUAGUCUCGCGCGGUCAGUAGCCAUUGCGCUGGGGAGGAAGUUCCAUCGCAUCUCGCUGGGUGGUGUCAGGGAUGAAGCAGAGAUUCGGGGCCACCGCCGUACCUAUGUUGCCGCCAUGCCCGGUCUCAUCGUCCAGGGCCUAAAGAAAGUGGGCGUGGCCAACCCCGUCUUCCUGCUCGACGAGAUCGACAAGGUGGGCGGCUCCAGCGUGCACGGGGACCCGUCAGCAGCGAUGUUGGAGGUGCUUGACCCCGAGCAGAAUAACUCCUUCACGGACCACUACGUCAACAUCCCUAUCGAUCUGAGCAAGGUCAUGUUCAUCGCCACGGCGAACAGCCUCGACACGAUCCCGCCGCCCCUGCUCGACCGCAUGGAGACCAUCUACCUCCCCGGCUACACUACGCUAGAGAAGCGCCAUAUUGCGAUGCAGCACUUGGUGCCCAAGCAGAUCCGUGUGAAUGGGUUGAGCGAGGACCAGGUCGUGUUCACGGAGGAGGUCGUUUCCAAGAUCAUCGAGUCCUACACCCGCGAAGCAGGUGUCCGCAAUCUCGAACGCGAAAUCUCCUCAGUGCUCCGCGGCAAGGCAGUCGAGUUCGCCGACGCUAAAGACGCGGGCCACCCAGAGAAAUACAACCCACGCCUCAGUACCGAUGACCUGGAGCGAUUCCUCGGCAUCGAAAAGUUCGAAGAAGAGAUCGCCGAGAAGACCAGUAGGCCGGGUAUUGUCACCGGUCUCGUGGCAUACAGCUCCGGCGGCAACGGCAGCAUCCUCUUCAUCGAGGUGGCCGACAUGCCAGGCACCGGUACGGUGCAGCUCACGGGCAAGCUGGGCGACGUCCUGAAGGAGAGCGUCGAGGUGGCUCUGACGUGGGUGAAGGCGCAUGCCUACGAGUUGGGCCUGACGCAAGGCCCGGCCGAGAACAUCAUGAAGGACCGGAGCAUCCACGUGCACUGCCCGUCGGGCUCCAUUCCCAAAGACGGGCCCAGCAGCGGCAUCUCGCAGGCCAUCGCGCUGAUCUCCCUGUUCUCGGGGAAAGCGGUGCCGCCCACCAUGGCCAUGACCGGCGAAAUUUCCCUACGCGGACGCAUCACCGCCGUCGGCGGGAUCAAGGAGAAGCUGAUCGGCGCCCUGCGCGCCGGCGUCAAGACGGUGCUGCUGCCGGCCCAGAACCGCAAGGACGUGAAGGACCUGCCCCAGGAGGUCAAGGACGGCCUUGAGAUUGUUCAUGUUAGGUAUGUUCCAAGUUCGCAAAAUUUUGGGUUUGGGGUUGGGUUCGGUUUUGUGUUGUUGGUUGUCUCACUGAGCCCGCGCCCCGCUUCCUCCGUCCGGCCUUUCUUGCCCCCGAAAUUGAAUCAAGGGGACACAAAGCGAGGAAAGAGGGGGGGGGGGUGGGUAUGCUCGGUUCUGUUCAAGUUGGAGAAACAUGGACACAGAGACAGGGAAAAUAAGGAGAGAGAGUGUGUGUGCUGGCUGCUUUUGCUAACACCAACGUUCUCUACAGCCACAUCUGGGAAGCCAUGCGCCGCGUCUGGCCCGAGGCUCGCUGGCCGGGUGAUCAAGACCAUCCGGACGUCCAGAGCCGCCUGUGAGGUGGCUGGCCGGUCGAUGGGUAGUGAGUUUGGGGCGGUGGGGGUUGAUGGGACCGGGGAGAUCGAGAAGAUGACAUGA
Messenger RNA from Chaetomium fimeti, 3180 nucleotides. RefSeq names its product Lon protease C-terminal proteolytic domain-containing protein. Gene Ontology annotation, molecular function: ATP binding; ATP hydrolysis activity; ATP-dependent peptidase activity. Gene Ontology annotation, biological process: protein catabolic process; protein quality control for misfolded or incompletely synthesized proteins; protein targeting to peroxisome. Gene Ontology annotation, cellular component: peroxisomal matrix. Lineage: Eukaryota; Fungi; Ascomycota; Sordariomycetes; Sordariales; Chaetomiaceae. Bases 1 to 3180 code for a protein of 1059 amino acids. The record is from RefSeq and is a predicted model, not a curated record. The transcript has 2 exons.